AGACGACAGGCAACACGUCGGAGAUCAGUUUGGCAAAGUAAAAUGUGAUCAUUUCGAUCAAGAGGAUUACCUACCGACCAAGGAGGGACAAUCUAAACUUUUCCUGAAGAGAAAUGCUAUUCCCAAGGGGAUACCUGAUGCAGACCGAGUGGAGGGAGCUGAUGGUGGUGACACAACUAAGGAAUCAGACUUUGCUACAGUCCCACAUUCCACCCCUACAAAGAUGGAUGAAAGAGGAGAUGAGCCCACAAAAACCGGACAGAGGCUUCUUCUUACAAAUCCACAACAGACGAUGCCUCAUAGGAAGCCAUCUUCAUCUGGCUCAUACUUAGCACUGCCUCCAAUUCGGGCACAACCAGUGGACUUGACUGCUCCAACUAAGAAUACAUGGACUGUCCAAACUACAUCCAAUGUAGAUGUCCCACAGACUCAACAUGAAGAUGCAUCAGAAUCAGAAGCAGAAAUGAGCGAACUGAGCAUGAACUUUGGGGAAAUGGACAUAGUGGAUCCCAAGGACAGCAGUUAUGUCACUCCUAGCACCAGCUCAUCCUCCACCACUGGAUCAGCCACAACAAGCUCACAGGGAGAUGGGCCAACUGGAUGGGCUGCGAAAAAGUGGCUUGUAAAUGAAUCCAAACUGAUGGAACUUUUUCAAAGAUGUAACCAAUGUGGGUGCGUUAUUUCUGAGAAAAACGUCACAUCAAGAGGCAGCCAAAUAAAAAUUGACUGGUCGUGUCUAAAUGGCCACUCGGACAAGUGGGCCUCAUGUCCUGAUGUCAGAGGGAUGGCGGAAAACAACUUGCUCUUCUGCACAGCAACAAUAUUUACUGGAGCAACAUACACUAGCAUAGCUGAGUGGGUGGAACUAAUGAACGUGGAAAUUCCCAAACCAACACAAUUUUACUCUAUUCAAUCCACAUACCUCAUACCUGUUAUACAGUAUGCAUACAAAGAUCAACAGGACAAAAUCUUAGAGCGCCUCCGUGGAAUUGGAAAGUGUGGAGAGUGUGGAUUUAUGUGGUGAUGCCAGAUGUGAUAGUCCUGGUAGGUAUUUCACUUAUUACUCUAAAUGCAAAUGCUCGAUUAUUGUUGUUUCACUGUGACAAAUUAUACACUUUGUGUUUUUCCACAGGUUUCAGUAGUAAGUAUUC
This is a messenger RNA of Epinephelus fuscoguttatus (brown-marbled grouper), 1151 nucleotides long. RefSeq lists its product as uncharacterized. The transcript has 5 exons. NCBI's taxonomy places the organism in Eukaryota, Metazoa, Chordata, Actinopteri, Perciformes, Serranidae. The record is from RefSeq and is a predicted model, not a curated record. Bases 224 to 1024 code for a protein of 266 amino acids.